AUGGCAACCCAAACAGCUACCGAGUUGCAGAUACUCGAGCCUACUAUUACCAUGCCAGCGUCUGCGUCAAGUAAAAGCUAUCGGCCUCCAACAGAGCUAGGAGCGCCUCUUACGGGGCCCACCCCACACCAGGAGGUGGCGACGGCUUCCCUGCUCCCCAAGGGUCGGGCUGUCAUUGUCAUCACCCAAGUUACUGGCCUGGCGUUCUUCAGCAGUUUCUGCAAUGGCAUAGUUGUUGUCGCCCUUCCCGCUAUGCAGUCCGCGCUGGGCCUGCAGGAGGGUCUGCUGGUCUGGGCCACCUCUAGUUAUUACCUUACUGCGGGCUCAUGUCUCUUAUUGGCAGGCUCCGUUGCCGACGCCGCCGGAAACAAGCGAGUAAAUCUCGUUGGGUCUUUUCUUGGCGCCAUAUUCGCUUUGGCCUGCGGCCUGGCCCGGACCGGAGGGCAGAUCAUAGCUUUCCGCGCCCUUCAAGGUGUCGCUAAUGCCAUUGUUACCCCUUCGUCUAUUUCCAUCAUUUCGAGUAGCGUGGAGGAGGGAAGACCACGCAAUAUGGGGUUUGCCUGUAUGGGGUUUGGUUUACCGCUCGGUUUUUGUUUUGGUUUAGUCCUCGGUGGUGUGUUCACUGACACCGUUGGAUGGCGCCCAGCCUUUUACUUUGCUGCUGCUGCCAGUUUCGCCUUGUUUCUCCUUAGCAUUUGGGCUUUGCCAGAGGAUUCUCGACCACAAGGCAGUCAAUCAAUCUGGAAAAGAGCAAUAUUGGAGAUAGACUGGGUUGGGAUUCUCCUGGCGAGCUUGGGAUUGGCAACCUUGUCCUAUGUUUUGGCAUCGCUAUCAUCUGAUAUUAGCAACAUACAUAAGGCAUCGAGCAUCGCAUUACUGGUUAUAAGUGGCUUGUCGAUCCCGGCCUUCGCCGGAUGGAUGCAUCGACAGGCUAAGAACAGCCGCACAGCAUUAAUCCCUAACUCGCUCUGGCGUAGUCAUGUCUUCACCAGUUGCUGUGUCAUGGUCCUUCUCACCAACGCCCUUACGAACUGUAUGGAACUGUACAGCAGUUUAUUCUUUCAAGAGGUCCAAGGCACCUCAGCUCUUGGGGCAUCACUACGAGUUCUCCCAUCUCUGAUCGCUGGUGCUCUCACGAAUAUUAUAACCGGCAUCCUUGUGAACCGCAUGCCAGUGUUUUGGACGGUUUUGAUCUCCUCGGCUAUGAGUACCGUUGCACCACUUCUGAUGGCCCUCAUUCGGACUGACCAGGUGUAUUGGGAGAACGCUUUUUUCGCACAGAUUCUCACUCCCAUUAGUUGUGACCUCCUCUUUAUUGUAGGCCUGCUCAUUAUCUCCGAAAUCUUCCCCAAGAAUAUGCAGGCUCUAAGCGGUGCCGUGUUCAACACGUGCGCGCAGCUCGGCACAGCGAUUGGACUGAGUGUGACCCAGGUCAUAGCCUCAUCUGUGACUAACAAGUAUUCUUACUCCAACUACAAUUCUCCCGGCGCUCUCAUGGCAGGGUACAGAGUUGCCUUCUGGACGAUGUGGGGCUGGAUGGUGUUCGUUUGCCUGGUCUGUGUUGUAGGAUUGCGUCGAGUUGGAGGAAUUGGUGUCAAGCGGGAUUAA
Molecule: messenger RNA, 1608 nt
Organism: Neoarthrinium moseri
Lineage: Eukaryota; Fungi; Ascomycota; Sordariomycetes; Amphisphaeriales; Apiosporaceae
Exons: 4
Coding region: 1-1608 (535 amino acids)
Biological process (GO): transmembrane transport
Cellular component (GO): membrane
Molecular function (GO): transmembrane transporter activity
Source: RefSeq, a predicted model, not a curated record